Messenger RNA from Suillus clintonianus, 567 nucleotides. RefSeq names its product PX domain-containing protein. The record is from RefSeq and is a predicted model, not a curated record. The transcript has 4 exons. The coding region runs from base 1 to 567 and encodes 188 amino acids. Gene Ontology annotation, cellular component: endosome. NCBI's taxonomy places the organism in Eukaryota, Fungi, Basidiomycota, Agaricomycetes, Boletales, Suillaceae. Gene Ontology annotation, molecular function: phosphatidylinositol-3-phosphate binding.
AUGCCCACGCUUGCGCCCACCCAUCCUUUCCAAAAUACAGAAAGCCUUCUUGUAGUCAUUCCAGAUGACGGAAUUGACGUCGAAGCAGAAGCACGAUUGUACGACGAGUUGUGUGACGACCAAGUAUCCCUUCCCCAAUCCACCCACCCCAAAUCCCCUCAAGGGCCACCUUCAAUUUUCUCGCGUGACAUCUGGCUAAACGACAACUCAGGCACGAGUCUCACUUUUGCCCGAAACGUGCAUAUCGCGGGGUGGACGAGCGUAGGUGAUAAGCUCGGUGGAGCAUAUGUCGUGUAUGAUUGUGUGAUUCGCACCAAAGAGGGUACUACUAUUCACGCACAUAAGCGGUAUAACGAUUUUGCAGUGUUGCACGAUGCUCUGAAACAUUCAUUACCUAAACAUCAACACCAUUUCAUCCCUGCCCUCCCCCCGAAAUCCCCCUUCUCGCGCUACCGAGCGGCUUUCCUCGAUCGUCGCCGGAGACAACUACAGUACUGGCUCUCCGCGGUUCUCCUACACCCCGAGAUUGGUGCAUGUCAGGCUGUUAGGUGGUGGGUUAUGGAUUAG